Laetiporus sulphureus 93-53 is the source of this 765-nucleotide messenger RNA. Its product is annotated as NAD(P)-binding protein. Gene Ontology annotation, molecular function: oxidoreductase activity, acting on the CH-OH group of donors, NAD or NADP as acceptor. The record is from RefSeq and is a predicted model, not a curated record. The transcript is spliced from 8 exons. NCBI's taxonomy places the organism in Eukaryota, Fungi, Basidiomycota, Agaricomycetes, Polyporales, Laetiporaceae. The coding region runs from base 1 to 765 and encodes 254 amino acids.
AUGUCCGGAAGCACAUCAUUCCAACCCCGUGUGGCCAUCAUCACUGGCGCCGCUCAAGGGAUCGGCAAGGAGAUCGCACUCAGACUAGCCCGGGACGGACUUGACGUAGCGGUGAAUGACAUCUCCAGCAAGAGCGAAGAGUUGGAACAGGUCGUGGCGCAAAUUCAGGACAUUGGUCGUCAAGCAAUAGCGUUGGUCGCGGACGUCUCUGAUGAAGAGCAAGUCAGAAAUAUGGUAGAGAAAACUGUUCAAAAGCUAGGAAGGCUAGACGUUAUGGUAGCAAAUGCAGGCAUUAGCGUUAGCGGUUCAAUCCUUGACAUGAAUAUGGAGCAAUGGAACCGUACAAUAAACAUCAAUUUGCAUGGAGUGAUGCUCUGCUACAAAUAUGCAGCGGAGCAGAUGGUCAAGCAAGGAACCGGCGGCAGGCUGAUCGGCGCUAGCAAGCUGUCAGCGUACUGUACAUCAAAGUUCGCCGUGCGGGGCCUGACACAAGCUCUUGCCCUUGAAUUGGCAGAACACAAGAUCACUGUCAACACGUAUGCCCCGGGCGUGAUCCUUACAUCAAUGACUAAUGACCCACUUCGCGAUCCUGUUCGCGGCGGAACCCAUGGUGCAUCGGCGAAGUUUAUAAUAGGGGUCCCACCAGACGGGCCGGACGCAGGACCAGAAGUCGUCGCGAGCAUUGUCUCUUACCUCGUCAAGCCAGAAGCAUACUUCAUCACAGGACAAUCAAUAUCAGUCGAUGGUGGCGUUCACAUGGACUGA